AUGAUAGACAUAACUUAUAGCUACCCAUAAUGACCAGCGAACAGGCCCCAGAAGCGAGUACAAGUGGCUCAAGUGUUUACUAUUCGCUGCGCGGGGCUUUGGCAGGCCCAGUCGCCGGAGUCUGCUCUAGGUUUAUCACAUACCCGCCGGACACCAUAAAAGCGCGGCUGCAAAUUCAGGGAGCAUCACCAGGUGGCGGCCCAGCUCGCUACACGGGGACAUGGAACGCGGUGGUGCAGAUUGCGAGGCAGGAGGGCCUCCACGGCUUCUACCGCGGCUUCGGCGCCGUGGCUCUGGGCAGUGUGCCAGCCAACAUGGCCUAUUUUGGCGCCUAUGAGUCAGCCAAGGCGAUGGUGCCACCCGGUUGGGGCAUGGCCGGGGACAUGGCCGUCGGGGCGGCGGCGCAGCUGAUGGCGGGCGUGGUGUUCACACCCAUCGACAUCGUCAAGGAACGACUGCAGGUGGCCCCGCUCAUGGCAGGCGCAUACAACUACUCGGGUCCCAUGCAGGCGGUGAAGGAGCUGGUGCGGGUGAACGGUCCACUGGGACUGCUUAAAGGCUACUGGGCCACCAAUGCGGUGUGGCUUCCAUGGAACAUCCUCUUCAUCGCCUUCUAUGAGGCCUCCAAGCGGGCUGCAGCUGGCGGUGGCGCUAGCAGCAGUAGCAGUAGCAGCAAUGUCAGUGGCAGCAGUACAGGAGCAGUGGGGGCGGCCGCUGCAGGCGAGGCGGAGGUGGGGCCGGAGGCCAGCAGCAGUAGCAACAGCAGCAGAAGUGGCAGUGGCAGCAGCAGCCGGGUGGGGAGCGGCGAGCUAUCGCCAGUGGUGCUUGCGCUGUGCUCAGCAGGUGAGUUCGGCUACGAUCAGCGGGCGGGCUAUUCGGGCAGCGCCAGCCUGGCUGGGCUGUUGACGCACCCGGCAGAUGUGGUCAAGACGAGACUGCAGGUGCUGUCGGCGUGUGCGGCGCACGCGCGAGUCACGGCAUGGUCGCUGGCGCGGCAGAUGUGGGCGCAGGAGGGCGCGCGGGUGUUCAUGACGGGGGUGGGGCCACGCAUACUGCAGCUGGCGCCAGGCACGGCGUUAUCGUGGGUGAUCUAUGAACCCGUGAAGCGGUUCUUGGCGCCGCCGGAGCUUUAGCCGCAACAACGCAUGCGCGGACUACGGAGAGCGCGGCUGGCGCCUACCUGAGGCCGGUGCUGUGGCUAGCAAUUGCUGGUAGAUGAGGUGGCCGAAAAUGCUGGCGUGCUGGCGUUGCAUAGAAGC
Molecule: messenger RNA, 1259 nt
Organism: Chlamydomonas reinhardtii
Lineage: Eukaryota; Viridiplantae; Chlorophyta; Chlorophyceae; Chlamydomonadales; Chlamydomonadaceae
Exons: 12
Coding region: 30-1133 (367 amino acids)
Biological process (GO): transmembrane transport
Source: RefSeq, a predicted model, not a curated record